CGGCGCUGCAGCGGCGCAGCAACUUUCACCCCCUCCAUCGGAAUUAGCCUACACUGGAGGGGCAGCCUCACCGUCUACAUCCAUCUCGCUCCUUCCAUCCUGAUUUUUCAGUGGCGGAUGUCAUGCCACCGGAUUUUUCGUCUCUAUUUAGCUACAGGCAAUGAUAAAAUUCAGGGGAUCCGGGGCAACUGAUUAAAAGGACAUUCGUCUUGGCGCCAGCGUUGAAGAGAUGGGGAUAGUCCUCUACCACACCUGUCUGCUUCUGUCAACCAUGUCUGGAUUCCGCCAAUCACUGCCAUGGAUCUUUGGGAGCAGCAAUGGCAUCCUACGCCUCUCAUACUGAUUGGAUAGAUUUGUAGGAUGCGUUCUCUGCGUAAGACGGUGUUGUUGGCACUGGUAGCUUCUGUGGUCUUGGUUUUGGCAGUGCUACACUCAUGGCCCACCCGGGCCUACAGCACCGUGGACCUCCGGCAGAGACCAGGGCCUGGAUUGGAACGGCUGCUGGAGGAGAGACUCCCAGAGCCAGACCCCAGUGCUAGCACAAUCCCCUACCGUGUGAGAGAGAGUGUAGCUGGGCUCCUGGCACGUAAUGGUUGCGUGUGUGAGGGUGAGAGGGGAGGCGUGAACUUACCAUUCGCUCAACUGCUGUUCCCACGAGUGUCUGCCCGCCCCCUGCACACCGCUUUCCAGCCCUCCCAGCUCGAUGAAAUGAAGAGACGGCGUGCCAAAGAGUAUCAGGGCUUCCAAAUGAGGUCACAGACCCCUGCUGAUUUGCUGAUUGUAGCUGAAGCUAAUAGCCCACUGCAAUACCCAACACAGGGUGUGGAAGUGCGGCCGCUCAAGACGAUCCUUGUACCAGGCUUGGCCUUAAAAGACCUGCCCAGAGACGUUUACACUCUGAAUUUCUCAGCAUCUCUUGGCACGUUUAACGUGGCGGCAGAGGUAGAGGGAGUAAAGGUCAGGGGUGAUGGUGAGAUGCAUAUGAGCUUAAGCAGCUGCCUCUUAGCCAACCUGAACCGCCAGCUUCAGUUCAUCACUUAUACUAACACACUGUUCCACCCCAGCACUGCAGAUACAGUGCAGUUAGAGACUGAAGGACAUCAGGCUCUUUUCACCAUCAAAAUCCGUCAUGGAGUGACGCCCAAACUCUACAACACUGGCUCAGACGCAGACAAAGAAUACAACAUCAGUGCUCUUGUCACCAUAGCCACCAAAACCUUUCUGCGCUAUAACAAACUCCAGGACCUGAUUGACAGUAUACGACGGUACUACCCAACAGUUACCAUAGUAAUAGCAGAUGACAGUGAAAAUCCAAAAAUGGUGUCCGGCCCGUACAUAGAGCAUUACAUCAUGCCAUUUGGGAAGGGUUGGUUUGCAGGUCGUAAUCUGGCCGUCUCACAGGUCACCACUAAGUAUGUGCUGUGGGUGGAUGAUGAUUUUAUCUUCACUGCCAACACCAAACUGGAGAAACUGGUGGACGUGUUGGAGAAAACCACACUUGACUUGGUUGGCGGUGCAGUGCGUGAGGCUACAGGCUACACUGCCACCUACAGGCAGACCAUCUCUAUAGAAGCUGGAGAAGAGGAAGGGGACUGCCUGCAUGUGAGGCGCGGUUUCCAUCACAUCAUACAAGGCUUCCCCAACUGCGUGGUCACUGACGGAGUCAUUAACUUCUUUCUGGCCCGGACAGACAAAGUGCAGCAGGUGGGCUUUGACCCACGGCUAGCCCGCGUCGCCCACCUUGAGUUUUUCAUCGAUGGACUGGGUUCACUCCACGUUGGCUCGUGUGAUGAUGUCAUUGUGAAUCACGCCACCAAGAUCAAGCUUCCGUGGGGCCAAUCGGAAAGCGACAAAACCUACGCCAAGUUCCGUUACCCUCCAGCAUCUUCUGACGCCACACAUACCAAAAACGGCCUCCUGUACUUCAAGAACCGCUUCCAGUGUCUCACACACAACUGAACACACUCUUCCACUGCUCCCUCACUCUCCUGCUCUCUCUCUCUCUCUUUGUCUUCCUCUCUCAAAAGGCCUCUCUUUUCCAGAGUAGCUAAAGAGGGUCUUUGAGGGGUCUCGGGGUGGUGUGUGAGUGUGCGUGUGUGUGUGUGUGUGUGUGUACAGUCUGGUGUGUAGUCCCUUUCCCCCAUUUUAGUGUGGGAAUGUUCAAAAAUAGUCCUCUCCUUUUGGAGGGGCCAUAAACAUCAUUAACCGUGACUGACAGAUGAGAGAUGGCAGCCGUUUUUUGUUGUUAUUGUUGUUGUUUUUAAUAACUAAAGAGUUGAGGUCAUAUUUUUAUGUCCUGUUACGCUCAAUUUUAUUUUUGUUUACAAGAACCCUUUAGAUACAGAUCAUUCCUUACCAUUUCUCUACUGUCAGUCAUGGUUAAAGAUCAUUCUGCUCGAUGUUUUUAAGGGAAAUUUUUCCUCAAUAGAAUUAAUUUGACAGAAAAUAAAACUUCUUUAUCUGAAACUGAAAAGCUAAAGAGGUAGAUGUUUGGACAAUGGACGACAGGCGAUGGAU
This is a messenger RNA of Colossoma macropomum (tambaqui), 2517 nucleotides long. RefSeq names its product beta-1,4-N-acetyl-galactosaminyl transferase 1b (gene b4galnt1b). Lineage: Eukaryota; Metazoa; Chordata; Actinopteri; Characiformes; Serrasalmidae. Gene Ontology annotation, molecular function: hexosyltransferase activity. The coding region runs from base 361 to 1959 and encodes 532 amino acids. Gene Ontology annotation, biological process: ganglioside biosynthetic process. The transcript has 12 exons. The record is from RefSeq and is a predicted model, not a curated record. Gene Ontology annotation, cellular component: Golgi membrane.